This is a messenger RNA of Strongyloides ratti, 1569 nucleotides long. Its product is annotated as Tweety family-containing protein. Bases 1 to 1569 code for a protein of 522 amino acids. Gene Ontology annotation, cellular component: plasma membrane. Lineage: Eukaryota; Metazoa; Nematoda; Chromadorea; Rhabditida; Strongyloididae. The record is from RefSeq and is a predicted model, not a curated record. The transcript is spliced from 6 exons. Gene Ontology annotation, molecular function: volume-sensitive chloride channel activity; intracellularly calcium-gated chloride channel activity.
AUGAAAUAUGUCAAUCCAGUUUUUGAUGUUGAUUUUUAUGGAGAUUACCUUCAAAGUUUAGUACUUUAUUGUUUAACAAUCCUAGUCGUAGCACUUUGUUUUCUUUUUAUUAUUGGUGUUGUUUGGGUAUGUGCAUGUGUUACUCGCAAAAAAGAACAUGGAAGAACAAGCAAAAAAGCUAUGAAUUUAGCUAUCUUAUUAUUCUUUAUUGCUAUAGUAUGUUUUGGUCUUCUUGGAACAUCAUUAACAGGAAAUGAACUUAUUAAUAGAGGUAUUAGACAAUCAUCAUCAGGAAUGGCUAAUAUUAAUCGAAACUUUAAACAAGCAACUAAUAAUAUAAUUGAAAUAAAUUCAACAAAGGCAAUUGCUUAUCAAAAUGUUGAUCAUUUAAUAGCUUUAGUUCAUAAAAAAAUUAAUGAUAAACAUCUUUCUAAUGAUACUGAAAUUGAAAGAAUUGAUAAAUUGUUAACAAAUCUUUCUGAUGGAAUAGAACGAAUAACAGAAUUUUCAACAAAAUUGACUAAAACAUUAAAAAAUGUAAAAUUUUUAGAAAAAGUUAAAUUAUAUGGUGAUAGAAUUGAAUUUGAGCGAAUAAUAUCAUUUUGUAGAAAGUCAAAGAAAGGAGCUGUUGCUUUCAGUGCAAUGGGAAUUAUAAUAUUUUUACUUACAUUUAUUCUUCUUUCAAUUGUUUUCCCAGCUACAAUUGCAUAUGCUGAUUUUUGUUUAGAUGGUAAUGCUUAUAUUAAUGAACAUGUUACAUCAGACAUGAUAUCAGCUAUCAAUUUUUAUUCAAAAUGUGAAAAAGAACCUGAAAAAGGAAAUUAUCCAAAAGUUUUUGAAUUAGAUAAAAUAACAGAAGUAAUUGAUAAAUUACGUGAUUCACAAUUUAAUUUAUUUACAAUACUUUCAAAUAAUUUUCCUGAUGAUAUUGAAAUUGAAGAAAAAGGAAAAUUAAUUAAUAAUGAUUUUAGUUCUAUUGUACAAAAUGUCGGUAGUCUUGAAACUUCUCUUUCAUGUCAUACAUUUUCAAAUAGUGUUGCUGAUUUGAAACAAGGUUUUUGUGAGGAUGGAUUAUUUGGUUCAUUUAUACUAUUAUUUGGACUAGUAUUAUUAUCUAUAAUGCUUUGGAUAUUAUUAUUAGUUAUAUCUAAAUCAUGGAAUAUAUUUUCUAGACUUGGAACAGAUUAUGUUGAAGUUGAUGAAGAUGAUCCAUUUUUUCCCCGUACAAAUGACAAUAUUCCCGUAGAUAUAUAUGGUACACAUGUUUUUAAUCCUCGUACAAGAUUUGCUAAUUCAAUGGAUCAUGAAGAACCAAGUACAGGAACAACAACAGCAACAGGAAAUGUCCCAAUAAAUGGUGGUAAUGCCACAACUCCACUUUUAGAUGGAACAGAAAGAGCAAAUGCGCACUGGCAACGAAAUUUAACUACAACAUCAAGUCUUUUAGCAUCAGCUCCACCUGCAACAAUAGGUAGAGACACUUCAAGUCAUGCUCGUGUUACUAAUUAUUCUAAUAAUGAUGCAACGUAUCAUCAAUAUGAUAAAUACCAAGAACAAUUUGAUGUUUAA